This is a messenger RNA of Nematocida parisii ERTm1, 927 nucleotides long. Its product is annotated as DNA lyase/endonuclease 4. The coding region runs from base 1 to 918 and encodes 305 amino acids. The record is from RefSeq and is a predicted model, not a curated record. Gene Ontology annotation, molecular function: zinc ion binding; phosphoric diester hydrolase activity; DNA-(apurinic or apyrimidinic site) endonuclease activity. Lineage: Eukaryota; Fungi; Microsporidia. Gene Ontology annotation, biological process: base-excision repair. Gene Ontology annotation, cellular component: nucleus; mitochondrion. The transcript has a single exon.
AUGCUAAGUAAAUUUAUACAGAAAAAGGAGAAGACCGAAUGUUUUACAUUAAAUGAGCCAACUGAUGAAAUAAUUGAGGCAAGUAACAAACAUGUGGGCGCGCAUCUGUCUAUCCAAGGGGGAAUCGACCUUAUCUUUGAAAAGCUCAAAGGAAUAAAGGCGUAUGCAGCUGGGUUUUUUCUAAAAUCACAAAGAACUUUUAAUGCAAAGCCAUAUACAUCAGAGACUAUCCGAGCAUUCAGAAAUGCAAACACACAUGAAAAAUUACUACCACACGGCUCUUAUCUGAUAAAUUUGGCCCAGCCCGAUAAAGAAAAGGCGGAUAGAUCAUAUAACCUAUUCUUAGACGAGCUGGUCCGGUGUGAUCAGUUAGGAAUUCCAUUGUGCAAUAUACACCCCGGUAGUAAUGUUGGCAAGCUUCCAAUUGAAGCUGCAUGUAUGCUCAUAUCUGAUAAUAUAAAUAAAGCGCACAAAGUAACACAAUCGGUUGUUGUUGUAAUAGAAAACAUGGCAGGGCAGGGAAAUACAGUUGGAUCUAAGUUUAAAGAACUAAAACUAAUAAUUGAUGGGGUUGAAAAUAAAGAUAGAAUUGGUGUAUGCUUAGAUACCUGCCACCUCUUUGGCGCUGGAUAUGACAUUACCACCAAGGAGAAGUUUAAAAAAGUUAUGGAAGAUUUUGACAGAACAGUUGGUCUAGAGUACUUAAAGGGCGUGCAUCUGAACGAUAGUAAAGAACCUCUGGGGAGCAAGAGAGACAGGCACGAGUGUAUUGGAAAGGGCCUAAUUGGUUUAGAAGCAUUCUCCUAUAUUAUGAAUAGCUCGAUCUUUAAUGAGAUUCCAAUGAUACUUGAGACUCCUGAUCCAGACAAGUAUGCAGCUGAAAUAAAGCUUCUCUAUUCUUUAAUUGAGAGCAAAUAAAAAUAUUUG